AUGCGGUUCUCAAUUGUUGCAUCUGCGCUUUUGGCGUAUGCGGCAACGGUACUCUCGGCGCCGUCGCCGUCUGAUUUCAAGGUGGUGAACAUGCUCCGCACAGUUGAUUUGAUGAAAGCAUAUGUGCGCGAUUCAUCGUCAUUCAUUCUCGAAAACACCAGCUCCGAGCCAAAGUCGAGCUUUUACUUGGCGGUUAACUCGAGCUACUUUGACGAUGACGAGACGACGCCGAAACUGGCAAUGUAUGAGGUUAAGCUCAAGGCUGAUGAUGCGUCUACUACGCCGUUGGAAUUCGAGAUUGCUCCGGAGGUCAACGAGGAUGGUAUGAGGCUUGUGGAGGUUGCGCUCAAGACUCCGCUGGAGGUCGGCAGUAGUCAAACAAUUCAGCUUGUGACCGCAGUUGUGCGUGAGCUGUCUCCUAUCCCAAAGAAGAUCAAGCAGUCGGAGCCCCAGAACUUGAUGUGGGAGGGAACCAAGGUAUCGUACAUGCCUUAUCCUAUUGUUAAGCAGCGUACCAAGGUCAAGACUGCCGAUCGUCCGCCCAACGCUUACAGCAAACACAUAGAUGACCCGUUAGUCGAGGGCACUACUCUGACCUACGGUCCUUACAACGACGUUGAGCCCUACGCGUACGAUCCCAUUCUUGUAAAGUACGAGUACAACAUCCCGGUCAUCGAGGUCAGCAAGCUCGAGCGUGAGCUCUGGGUGUCCCACACCGGAGGCAAUCUAGCAACCGAGGAACGCUACUGGCUGAAGAACGCGGGCGCCGAGCUCAAGGACAACUUUUCGCGUAUUCGUUGGCAGGCGAGCACAAUGGCGAGAGAGCGCACGCCGGCUCUUCGAUCAGCAUCGGUGCAUCUCCGACCUGGUGUUCGCGACGUGUACUUCACUGACGAGAUUGGCAACGUGUCGACGAGCAACUUCCGCGACGAUCCCCGCUCGCCGAUUAUGGAGAUCCGUCCACGAUAUCCUAUCUUUGGAGGUUGGAACUACAGUUUCACGCUGGGAUGGAACCACGAUCUUGGACGUAGUCUUCGUUCGUUGGUUGAUAGCGAAGGAGAGACAGUAUAUGUUUUGCGCGUCCCUCUGAUAGAGGGACUCAUGAACGUCUACUACAACGAAGUCGAGGUCUCAGUUGUCCUUCCAGAGGCUGCCGAAAUCUUGAGCGUGGAGUCCACUUACACGGACGUCACCGAGGAACGCUCGCUUUUAUUCUCACACCUCGACGCCGUCGGUAGGACGGUCGUCAAGCUGAAGGCCAAGAACAUGAUUGAUGAGCAAAAGCGGAGCGAGCUGUAUGUGACGUAUACGCUUCCCAGCAAUGGACAGUAUGCAAAGCCGAUGCUUGUCGCUACCGCUCUGAUUACCGUUUUCUUUGCUGUCAUUGUGCUGGGACGGAUUGAUAUCAGUAUAGGAAAGACUAAAACGGCGUAG
Myxozyma melibiosi is the source of this 1434-nucleotide messenger RNA. RefSeq names its product Ribophorin I. The coding region runs from base 1 to 1434 and encodes 477 amino acids. The transcript has 2 exons. Gene Ontology annotation, cellular component: membrane; oligosaccharyltransferase complex. NCBI's taxonomy places the organism in Eukaryota, Fungi, Ascomycota, Lipomycetes, Lipomycetales, Lipomycetaceae. The record is from RefSeq and is a predicted model, not a curated record.